ACUCUAUUAAGGUUGGGUGAAAUUGCACUAUAUAAACAACUUAAUUAUUAUCCUAACACUCAUAAAUUAAAGCUCCAUAUUUCUCUUAACUCCACCAUUCAAUAAAUCAAAACUGCCAUUCUCUAUUCUAAAACAGAGAAAUUAAACCAUGUCCUCUUUUCCACUCCGAGUCAUGGCCCCAAACUUUGAUGAGAGUCGAUGGAUUAUUCAAAUCCGUCGAACACUUGAUGAAGAACUUGAAGAAAUCACUGAAGUCCCAGUUAGCAUUUUCAACGUCCCCAAAACCCUAAUGGUUAGCGACCCGGACUCUUACGUGCCCCAAGAAGCGGCAUUAGGUCCUUACCAUUAUUGGCGUCCAGAACUCUACGAGAUGGAAAGGUAUAAAGUUGCUGCGGCUAAGAGAACUCAGAAACAACUCCAAAAUCUAAAAUUCCAAAAUCUUGUCGAACAUCUGAUAAAAUUGGAGUCUAGAAUUCGUGCCUGUUACCAUAAGUUCUUAAAUUUCAAUGGGGAAACUUUGGCCUGGAUGAUGGCUGUGGACGCCUCUUUUUUGCUCGAGUUUCUUCACAUCUAUGCUGCUAAAGAAGGUAAGGUUCUAACUACAGUUUCUUUCUCGAGGAUGUCACACUUAGUUGAUGCUUCUGGGAGAAAAUCAGCACACAAUGCCAUACUUAGAGAUUUAGCAAUGCUUGAAAAUCAAAUACCAUUAUUCGUGUUGAGGAAAAUUUUGGAACUCCAAUUCUCAUCUUUAGAAUUAGCAGACGACAUGCUGGUAUCUAUGCUAGUGGGACUUUGUAAGGAACUUUCUCCUUUCAAAAUGGUGGAAAUUUUCCCAGAGGUUAAAGUCACAGAAUCUGCUCAUUUGCUAGACUUUUUGUACCAAACGAUCGUGCCUAAAUUGGAAUUAGGAACUAAUGAAAUAACAGAAGAUCAUGAUCAGGAACAAUGCAAUGCGAAUCAAGGAGGAAAGAAUUCCUUUGGAAAAUCAAGUCACAUGAAACAAUUUCUAAAUGAAGUUUGGAAGAUACUUGUUAAAUUAAACAGAGGCCCGGUACAUCUUCUUAAAAGAAUAGUAUUUUCCAAACCUAUGAAAGUCAUGUUCAAGCUGCCCUGGACACUUCUCUCUAAUAUUCCUGGGCUAAAAAUCCUAAUUUUGCCCAUGAAAUAUCUAUGCUUCUCACAAGAGAAACCACAAGAAAAUCCUGAAAAUGAAAAUUCUAAUAAUCCACCUCUAGUGGAGGAAAUAGCCAUCCCCUCAGUAAGUGAACUUUCUAAAGCAGGGGUAAGUAUUGUAGCCACCAAUGGAGGAAUCACAAGCAUAAGUUACGACAGUAAAAAGAUGGCAUUACAUUUACCUACUGUCAAUCUAGAUGUAAACACGGAAGUUAUUUUAAGAAAUUUAGUAGCUUACGAAGCGUGUAAUGCAUCAGGACCAUUGGUUUUUACUCGUUACACUGAAUUAAUGAAUGGGAUAAUUGAUACGGCAGAAGAUGUAACAUUACUUAGAGAAAGAGGGAUUGUAUUGAACCGUUUGAAGAGUGAUGAUGAAGUCGCGAAUUUGUGGAAUUCGAUGAGUAAAUCAGUGAAGUUAACAAAGGUGCCAGUUUUGGAUAAAGUGAUUGAAGAUGUUAACAAGUUUUACAAUGGAAGGUGGAAGGUGAAGUUUGGGAAAUGCAUGAAAUACUAUGUGUUUGAAUCAUGGAAGUUUCUCACAUUCUUGGCUGCGAUUAUGCUGUUGAUGUUGAUGAGUUUGCAAGCAUUUUGUUCAGUCUAUAGUUGUGCUCGUGUAUUCAAGAUUGAGAGCUCUGGCCAGUGAUUUGUUUAUAGUAUUUUUUUAUCAUGUAAGAAGUGUUUUUUUGAAUCAUAUGCAUAUAAAGGAUUACUAUUGCUUAUCGGAUGAAAAAUUGCUGAAUUGAAGAAUGGAUUUGUUGAAUUGCUGUU
Nicotiana tabacum (common tobacco) is the source of this 1941-nucleotide messenger RNA. Its product is annotated as putative UPF0481 protein At3g02645. The record is from RefSeq and is a predicted model, not a curated record. Lineage: Eukaryota; Viridiplantae; Streptophyta; Magnoliopsida; Solanales; Solanaceae.